Molecule: messenger RNA, 1080 nt
Organism: Fimicolochytrium jonesii
Lineage: Eukaryota; Fungi; Chytridiomycota; Chytridiomycetes; Spizellomycetales; Powellomycetaceae
Exons: 7
Coding region: 93-905 (270 amino acids)
Source: RefSeq, a predicted model, not a curated record
CCCUCGCAUCGCAUCUCUUCACCUGAACGGUUCGUUUCUUUUGUUGGCAGGCAGGGAACGCUCGGUCUGAUCUAGCUGCUAUAUACUCUACAAUGCUUCGGAAAACGAAGUGGGCGUUGUGCCUUGUCGCAUGCCUGCUAAUUGCGAAUGUCUACGCCGGUGGCGGGGAAAGCUGCCCAGAUGGCACGACACAGUACGGCGACAAGUGCUGUGAAAAUGGCAAGUGCUGUCACGCUUCGGUGAACUCCAAACGGUGUUCGGCGAUAUGUUGUGAAAGUGGUGUCAUUGUUACCAACGUUAACCUCGAUACCAAUAAUCCUAAUUGUGCGGGAUGGUCAAACCCCCACGAUAAUUAUGGCACGGAGACCUGCACUUCGCCGGGCUCCACUUUUUGCCAGUAUUCGGGCCGUGAAACCGGCAAUUGCAAAGGAUCACAGUGCGGAAUCGCAGGAACUAUCAAUUACCGGGAGACGUGGAAAGAUUCGCAGUGCACCUAUCACGAGACGAACUCUGACAUCUCGUGUAAAUCGGUCAACGAGUUGACAGCAUCCACUACUACCAUCAGUCCACCAAGAAACCAUGAACCGGUUGGACCGGAGGUGCUCGUCGUGAGCGGGUGCUCUGGCGCCGGAUGUGCCAACGGACAGUGCAACUGCAACGGUGUAAACAACUGGAGAGCUGCUGCCACGUGGGGAUGUGCCCCGCUUGGAGCGCCCAUUGUCAAAUACCUCUCGCAGCAGUGGAAUUUGCAGAAUGUGUGGCAACCUGCAGUCACGCUUUCGUGGCGUGAGUACCCGCUGGGUUUUGACGACGUCCAGUAUACAAACAACUUAGUCAGACCAAACCCAUCAUCUUCUGCUUGGCCAACAACAACCAGAACGUUCUACAUCGUUAAUAGUAAGUGAAAGUCCUUGAACCAGUGUCACAAAGCCCGACUCUGACUCAUGUUCUGCGAUCGUCACCGCCAUCCCUCUCCAUACCACUAGAUGGAGUAUCCUUGAAGCUCGACGAGCAGCCGACGGUCAAGUGCGACCCCGCGCUCGUAACCGUAACCGAGGCAAACUUCUUCGGCAACAUCCU